AUGCUGGACGGGGUCCUCAACGUGAUCGUCAUGAGGGGAAACACUUUCACCACCAUCCACAAGGUGAUAAACAUCAAUGCUUGCCUGGGCAUCGCACCCUUCCAGCCUGAGGAUUACCUAGAAAAUCCUCCACUGCUGCUGAAAUGGCUCCAAGGCUUUGUGGCUGGGCUGCUGCAGAACAUCUCCCCUGCGCAGGCAGACACCAUGUUCCAGGUCCGGACGCUCUUUGUCAGCGGCCUGCCUGUGGAUAUCAAGCCCCGAGAGCUCUACCUGCUCUUCCGGCCGUUCAAGGGCUAUGAAGGCUCACUGAUCAAACUAACCUCCAAGCAGCCAGUUGGUUUCGUUACCUUCGAUAGCCGAGCCGGUGCGGAAGCAGCGAAGAAUGCCUUGAACGGCAUCCGCUUCGACCCGGAGAACCCGCAGACCCUGCGCUUGGAGUUUGCCAAAGCCAACACCAAAAUGGCAAAGAGCAAGCUGAUGGCCACACCGAACCCCACCAACAUCCACCCCGCCCUGGGCGCACACUUCAUCGCACGGGACCCCUAUGACCUGCCUGGAGCAGCUCUUAUCCCGGCGUCUCCAGAGGCCUGGGCCCCCUACCCACUGUACACCACAGAGCUACCCCCCGCCAUCCCCCAUGCUGCGUUCACAUAUCCAGCCGCUGCUGCCGCCGCUGCUGCCCUUCACGCUCAGAUGCGCUGGUAUCCUCCCUCCGAAGCUACCCAGCAAGGAUGGAAGUCCCGUCAGUUUUGUUAGUUCUUCAUGUCGCUUCUUGGCUGGUUCCCUUUGUCUCUCCAUGGAGUGAUGUGCCAGGGAUGAAGCAGUGGAUCCAUCAGAAUCCAUCUGGUUUGUGGACGCUCCGCAGUAACCUCAGACGUCUCCUGGUACGGAGUUGUGGGCUUCCCCCGUUUAGACUGUGACUCUGUUCAUACAACCCAGCUCUGCGGCCUGGGCUCUGCCCGCCCCCCCCCUUCCCUCCCCUCUUCAUAGAUCCCCCAGAUGAGUUUCUCCUUUCUGUGCUGCAGAAGCCUGGAUGGAGAGACUCAUUGCUGGUUACCGCAGGCAGGUUUGUCCCUACCAAGACACUGGUGCCAAAAUGAGACCUACCUGUACAGAGCAAUACCUGUCGGCCGUGCCCUCGACUCUGCCACUCUGCUGAAGGAAACGAAAGACAAUCAGUUUUGCAUGUUUUCUGGCAUGAAUUUAAAACACUUUGUGUAUGUGUGAGUGUAAGUUUGUUCUAGCGUUUGUGUAACCAUAGCAACAGGUCUUGGCCUAACUAUUGAUCCAGCAAGGUUGGUUUUUUCUUUUUUCAUCUUGCUUCUGUGAAAGACUUGGCUUUCAAAACUACUAUCCUUGUUUCACCCCUCCUCAUUUGCCCUGUAGUCUCCGGUCUCACCAGCAGAUUUGAAAAACGUUUUCAAGUACAAUGCACUGGGUUUCAUUUCUUGUCUGUUCUCUCCUCUUGGUUUUUAAAGUCAGGGUUAUGUUUUUCCCCCCUUCACUUAGAUAUUUUACAGCUGUUCUAUAUCUAACUUUUUCCUGCGUCCUUCCGAUUGGAGAGAUUCCAGUGUUGCCAAAUCAGCUAUCCUUAUGGGAAUUCAGAACAAAAAAGUACGAGUAUUUUUGUACCAUGUGUAAUAAGGAAAUAUUUAUGCAUCAUAAAGAACUUGUGUUUUGUGUGCAAUUUAUUAAAGAGAAACUGUAAUCCUGUAAUAAGUUAAUGUUUAGUUAAAAGCUUGAAAGAAAAGUUUUUUCUGUAAACAUGAUUCCGUCAGGCGUAGUAAACAAACUGUGCAAUUUUUGUUUUUAUUUUAGCAUCUUAUUGCUUGGUAUUGAAGUGCUUAAGUAUUCUAUACGACCAUGGCUGUUUUGCUUGUAUUAAGACUUCUGAGAAUAAGUUGCUAUAGAAUUGCUGAUCCUAUGAGAAUGUGAAACUGGAUAAUAUAUGAAAUGCAAAAAAAUAUACCCAGAGGCUGCUGUGACUCCC
Molecule: messenger RNA, 1990 nt
Organism: Pelodiscus sinensis (Chinese soft-shelled turtle)
Lineage: Eukaryota; Metazoa; Chordata; Testudines; Trionychidae
Source: RefSeq, a predicted model, not a curated record